Molecule: messenger RNA, 548 nt
Organism: Benincasa hispida (wax gourd)
Lineage: Eukaryota; Viridiplantae; Streptophyta; Magnoliopsida; Cucurbitales; Cucurbitaceae
Source: RefSeq, a predicted model, not a curated record
UCUAAAAGGCGCGCUCACGACACCUUCGUCUUCGCCGAGAAGUUUCUCUUCUCCGUCGUCUCUCCGAUGCCAAUCUCCGCCGAUUCUUCUUCUUCUUCCUCCUGCUCCGCUUCAUUUCUAGAAUGCGCCACUCCGACGAGUCCGAGCGUUCAACUCGUUUCUAAAUCGGUGUCAGAUCGACUUCUCGGCAAGUUCUUCGACGCCUCAAAAUUCGACUUCGAUUACGAACAGAGUAGCUUGUGGUCUCCGCCGAUUCAACGGAAAGUGUUUCUGGAUUCUCCGGCCGAUGUUUGCUCCGGUUACGUGGUUCUCUCGAAGCUUGACUAUGCGAGGAAGGCAUGGAGGAAAUUCAUUAUCUGUUUCAGUUGACACUUCAAACUCAGGCAAAUGGGAUAUUUUAAGAAGAAAAACAAAAGGGAAUUUCAGAAAAAACUCUGCAAUAGUCUGCUGAGGCAGGUAAGGCCAAGAAUAUCUGACUUUGCUUUUUGGAUAAGCUUAAGCACAAUAUAUAUGCAUUGCUUUUUUGCUUCUUUUUCUGAUUAUAUAGA